CUGGCCAGAGGCCGGGCUAGCGGGCGGCAUGGCCCUCCGUCCCGCUGCCCACAGAGGCAAGGAAAUGAAUGGCCAGAGCGUUUCCGGCAGGGGGAUCCCCGCGGCUGCUGCAGGAGCCUGAGAUCCUGUCGGGGCCUCAGAACCUGACGCUCACGGUGCACCAAACGGCAGUGCUGGAGUGCAUCGCCACCGGCCACCCGCGGCCGCUUGUCUCCUGGAGCCGCCUGGACGGCCGCUCCAUCGGCGUGGAGGGCAUCCAGGUCCUGGGCACUGGGAACCUCAUGAUCUCCGACGUGUCGGUCCAGCACUCGGGCAUCUACGUCUGUGCUGCCAACCGGCCGGGCACCCGUGUCCGGCGCACGGCGCAGGGCGUUUUGCUUGUGCAAGCUCCCCCGGAGUUUGUCCAGUGGCCACAAUCCUUGUCCAAGGCGCCUGGCAGCAGCGCCAUCUUCACGUGCGUGGCCCAGGGUGUCCCUGAGCCCCGUCUGGUCUGGCUGAAGAAUGGGAAGGUGCUGAGUCCUGGGGAGAACAUUCGGCUGACCCACAACAACAGCACCCUGAUGCUGGUGAGGGUCUCAGCUGAGGAUGAGGCCAUCUACCAAUGUGUGGCAGAGAACUCCGCUGGCUCCAACCAGGCCAGUGCCCGCCUGGCUGUGACAGGGGACCCAGAGCCACCCCCUGCCCCCAGGGGCCUGCAGGCCACGGCUCUCUCCAGCUCUGCCAUUCGAGUGUCCUGGGAGCCGCCCCCCUCCGACAGGGACAUCAUAGGCUAUGCGCUGCACCUCCGACCUGUGGGAGAGCCGGCCGGCCCAGGGCUCCAAGCGGCUGUGGGCAGAGGCACCUUUGAGCACGUCUUCUCCAACCUGGAGCCGGCCACAGCCUACUCCAUCCGGCUGCGGGCCUACUCGGCGGAGGGUGCCAGCCAGGACUCAGCGUCCAUCCACGCCUCCACCAUGGGCAGCACCCCUGCCGCCCUGGGCUUCUCUGCCACAGUGCUCAACGCCACCUCCGUGCAGGCCUCCUGGCAGCUGCCAGCCCAGCCGGGGCCCAUCCAGGGCUUCAAACUGUUCCACCGCAAGCUGCCGGCUGCCCAUUUUGAGGGGCCCCUGCUCCUGGCCAGCAGUGUCAGCUCCUUCCUCUACACGGAUCUGGAGCCGGCCGCCCUCUAUGAGAUCAAGCUGCAGGCAUUCAAUGGCAAUGGUGAUGGUGACAGCAGUGCUCGUUUUGUCUCUCUGCGUGAUGUGCCCUUGGCCACCGCUGAGGCCAAAGCCGAGUGCUCCUGCAGCCGGGAUGAGAGCAGCCCACUGCCCGGGGUUGUGGUGGGCGUGCACGUGGGCCUCGCUGCGGCUAUCGUCUGCCUCCUCUGCCUCCUCCUGGGCUGGAGACACAGCCUCCUCUGCAGAUGGGGGUCCCAGCAGUGCUGGGCAGUGCCUCAGGCUGCCUCGGACAGAACUGGGGGCCGUCGAGGCCAGGCUGUGACCGGAGGGAAGCCAGGGGAGAAGAUUGAACUCAUCACCCAGGUGACCGUGGAACAGCCGCCCUCGGCCUAGGGCCCUCCAGGCUGGCACUCCCAGAUGCCACUACCUCUGACCCACCAAAGAACCUACCUCACCUGUCCCUGCCUCCCCGGAGGCAGGAAAGAACCAAAGGUCCCUUAGCCCCUCUCCGGGGAGGGGCAGGCCUGCCCACAGGGAGGGAGAAGGGUGAGGUUUCUCUGUUCUUCCCUCAAGAAAUGGGGGAGUCUGGGUCCUCCCCAACACACCAAAUUACCUCAAACGAAGCCAACUCAGCAGGGAAUCACCCCCAGUCCCGUGACUCCUGCCUCAACCCCAUCCAGUAUAUCCUCUUGAUCCAAAUACGAACCUACCCAAAGGUAUACAUAUAGCUUUACGGGUUCCCCCCAAAGGGGGAGGCAGGGCAAAGGGCUCUGUCACCACCGCCAUCUCAGCCGGACCCCUCAUCUGAAAUCCGUUUCUCUCUCCCCAUGCCCAAGCUGAGGUCUGGCCCAGGAACGGGCACUCCUUGUGGGCAGGUGGGCAGAGGGGCGCUGAGCUCCUUGUCUCCUUGUCCCGAUACAAGAGCCCUGGACAUCUGAGCUCACAAAGCUGCUUCUCUGAGCAACCAAAUACCCAUCUCCCCCCUUUCCUGAUCCAAAGCAUGGGCCCCUGGUCAGGGGCACCCCUCCCUGCUUGAUUUAUUUUUGAAAGGAAAUAUUAGUCUGAGUUGGGGUUUUGGUGCCUCGAAUCCCUUGUAGAGCGAGCACAGAGGCUGUAGAGCACCCCAGCCAUCUGUUGCCCUGAAUUCUAGGUGUCCAAAGAACGCCUCUGCCCCGUCCUCCCUCUGCCAGCCACGGCACUCAGGGCCCGCUGUCCCUCCUCGCCCAGCCCUACCGUCCCCUACAGCCAGAGCCCCAGCCCUCUCUCAGGCAGCCUCUCCCUCCAGGGCUGCCCAGUAUUGUGCCAAAAAGGGGGGGUCUCGGAGGAAGGGAAACCCAGGGCUUCGGGGACCCCAAACAUUCUCCCCCGUGCUCUUGUGGGUGAGCAAGGCUGGGCCCUGCCCCCCUAGGGGCAGCAGCAGCUUUAAGGUAUGUGGCAGGGCGCCAAGGGGCUAA
This is a messenger RNA of Hipposideros armiger (great roundleaf bat), 2611 nucleotides long. Its product is annotated as immunoglobulin superfamily DCC subclass member 3. Gene Ontology annotation, biological process: cell-cell adhesion. Lineage: Eukaryota; Metazoa; Chordata; Mammalia; Chiroptera; Hipposideridae. The record is from RefSeq and is a predicted model, not a curated record. The transcript is spliced from 11 exons. Gene Ontology annotation, molecular function: protein binding. The coding region runs from base 69 to 1550 and encodes 493 amino acids.